GAAAAAGGCCAUAUCGCAACAAAUUGCCCCCAUAAAAAAGCAGGAAAAUAUGUGGCUGAAGCAAGAACUAAACAGAUUAUGCAACUCAGGAGCAGUAUAUCUCAUAUACCAAGGCAAGGAACGUCCAGAAUUUUUACUAGAGAUAAGUCCGAUUUUCCUUAUUCCAAAGAAAGGGAUAAAGAAAUACAGAUUA
Dentiscutata erythropus is the source of this 193-nucleotide messenger RNA. The record is from the annotation of a GenBank genome assembly. Lineage: Eukaryota; Fungi; Glomeromycota; Glomeromycetes; Diversisporales; Gigasporaceae.